Molecule: messenger RNA, 937 nt
Organism: Lactuca saligna
Lineage: Eukaryota; Viridiplantae; Streptophyta; Magnoliopsida; Asterales; Asteraceae
Source: the annotation of a GenBank genome assembly
GACCGAUACAAUUUUUGGAGUUUGUCAACAAUAAUAAACAAAAUUCCAAUUUAAAACCCCAAAAGAGGGGUGAGGAAUCCUGUUAAAAGUUGAGGCGAUCGAUCGAUCCAGGAGGAAAGAAAGGGGGAGAAAUGGCUUCCGUUGUGAGGAACGUUCUGAAGAGCAUCAGAGAGAAGGGUCUUGUAAGCUUCGCAAGAGAGCUUCGUGAAGAAGGAUUUCUGAAUUGUCUAAGUGAUGGAAAUCUUUUGCAAACGAAGAUUCACAACAUUGGUGCUACGCUAGUGGGUGUUGACAAAGUUGGCAAUAAAUACUAUGAGAAGCUUGAUCAAACACAAUAUGGAAGACACAGGUGGGUGGAAUAUGCUUCCAAGGAUCGUUACAAUGCUUCUCAGGUCCCACCUGAAUGGCAUGGUUGGCUGCACUUUAUCACUGAUCACACUGGAGAUGAGCUUCUAAUGCUUAAGCCAAAGAGGUAUGGGUUGGAUCACAAGGAGAAUUUCUCUGGAGAAGGCGAUGAAUACAUCUACCAUUCCAAGGGCCACACACUCAACCCUGGUCAAAGAGAUUGGACUAGGUAUCAGUCAUGGCAACCCACCAAGACCCAAUAAAUCAAUCAAUCAAUCUAUCAUUCUAUCUCUUUCCCAUAAAUCAUAAUCAACAAUCAAUAACCAUCAUGCUUCAAUUGCGCAAAGUUUAGCCAUCAAUCAAUAACCAUUGUUCUGUAUCUGUAUCAAUAACUUGAGUUUGGCUUUUAUGUUUUUUCUUCAGACAAUAUUAUCAACUCCAUGCUCCGUAUCACAAUGGCUCUCUACUUUUUCGUAUUCAUGUUUAAUGUUUUACGAUCCAUGUUAUGAUUCCUAUAAUAUGGGAAAGUUAUAGAUGAUGAUUUUCACUUGCUUACACCUCACAACUUUUUCAAAAUGUGUUUAAAUGUUGA